GCCCUAUCCACCCAUGAAAGUGAUUUGUUCCGCUUGAUGAGUGUUUUCACAGCGACAGAACAUCAAUGUACUAUAAAUAUCAAGACCACCUAAAACAGCUAGCCAGAUUUUCUGUUCCCUGUCCGGUAUUCAGUAUGAUUUUGGUUUGUCGGACGUAGAAGUGAGGUCGUCCUACGUUCCCUGGUCCUACGUAAAACUCUUUGCCGUUGUUGCUCAAAGUUUGAUUCCUUUGAUUAUUUCGGAUUUUUCUACUUCAUUUUCGGAGCAUCAGGGACAUCAAACGAAACAGCAUGGGCGGCAAACACAACAAGGGCAAGGGCAAGGGUAACAAGAAGGGCGGCGGCAAGCCGGCGACACCUGCGCCGGUCGCCCCGGAGCUGGUGGUGCUGCACAAUUUGGCAAAGGAGGGCAAGCUGCAGGAAAUGGUAGAUCACGGCAUGACUCACAUAAAUCUGCUCUACAACGACCACAUUGCCCGUGUUCCCCUCCAUCUCGCCGCGUACUACGGACAUGUAGAAAUUGUCGACAAAAUACUCGAAAUUUGCCCGGAGGCCGCGGAUCGCCAAGCGCAGGAUGCCUUUUUGCCGGCCCACUUCGCGGCGCAGCAGGGGCACCUGGAAUGUCUACGGAGCCUGGUAAAAGUUGCGGGGACAAUACGCACUGAAAAAAUGUGAUCUUCGUCACAAGCCAUCGUGAGCAAUUUUUGCAUGACUGUAUAAUAAGUUCUCAUUGCAAAACUCCUGCUGCUAACGUAGUUGUAAACUGUGACGGUGAUCAUGAUUUUUUUUCCUUCCACUUUCGACACAAGACGGGGAGAUGAGAGUAGGCGGCGUGAAGAAGCUAAUGCAGCGACUUGUCAAACUAGACCGCAAUAUGCUGCACUUGGCCUGCGCUAAGCAGCACGUGGAGACGGCGCUUUAUUUGGUAUCUGCACAACACAUUGAAGCAUUGCAUACUUUUAGAGAUGCGUACUACUUCCUUUUUUCGGGGAUUGGACUUAUGAAAUCGGCAGGACAGUUGCUUGCGAUCAUGGAACUCACCCUUGGCAAUCCACUAUCGUGUCUGCUGAAAUUCCUCUCACAACACACAAAUCACCACAGAUUGACAAGGGUUGCGACCUGUUUGCCAAGAACGCGCAUGGCAAGAGUCCCUUCGAACUGCUGGACGACGAGCACCGAAGUUCCCUCCAGGCCAAGUUGCGCGAAAUCGAAGAAAGCAAGAAGGCCAAACAGGAGGGAAAUCCUGAUGCCCAUCCCGAUGCACAUAAUCCGCAACACACCAAACCAAAACCCAACGCCACCGCGACCCGUGCGGCUGCCGCAUUGGCAGGAGCGACAGUGGCCGCAGCUGAAAUCAGUCAGAAGGAAAAGGCAGCAGCGGCUUCAAGUUCAUCGCGGCCCGAAGACGAUACAGAGGGACCACAAGAAGCAGCAGCCACGACCUCAGCUUCCCCGAGGCUAGAGCCCCAAACCCUGAAGCGGCCGAAGGAGAAGCUUGCCACGACAGCGGAGGACAUGGAAGCAAAGCUGGCGCGCAUGCUCGGCGGCGGCGGGGGGGCGCCGAAGCCUGCAAAGGCUCCGAAGAUCGCCAAAACCGCCGACGACAUGGAGGCCAAGCUGGCCGCGCUCAUGGCGGGCGGGGAGGCUGGUAAGAGUGGUGGAAGCACCACAAGCCAGGUACAACCCGCUGCUCCGGCCGCGCCGCCGAAGAAAGCUGGGUUUUCACUGGACGACGUGCUGAAAAACAGUUACGAUUGAAGAUAACGACGCACAAAAGCGACAGCGGAUAAAAAGAAAGGGGCUUUAUUUCUUUACAUUUUUUGCCAGAACGAAAAAGCUAAAGCACCGCUCAGCUGCGAGGUGGCUUACAUUUGCGCUCCGCAUCUAUUUGUCAACCACAAGAGAAAAAACAAAAAGAUUCGGCGUGGGAAGCUGCCAAAAAAUCCUCGCUUCGAAAGUUAGUACACGCUGGGAGCAG
Molecule: messenger RNA, 1977 nt
Organism: Amoebophrya sp. A120
Lineage: Eukaryota; Dinophyceae; Syndiniales; Amoebophryaceae
Source: the annotation of a GenBank genome assembly